Messenger RNA from Cotesia glomerata, 2186 nucleotides. RefSeq names its product glycoprotein-N-acetylgalactosamine 3-beta-galactosyltransferase 1 (gene C1GalTA). The coding region runs from base 631 to 1740 and encodes 369 amino acids. The record is from RefSeq and is a predicted model, not a curated record. Gene Ontology annotation, molecular function: N-acetylgalactosaminide beta-1,3-galactosyltransferase activity. The transcript has 7 exons. Gene Ontology annotation, cellular component: membrane. NCBI's taxonomy places the organism in Eukaryota, Metazoa, Arthropoda, Insecta, Hymenoptera, Braconidae.
UGAUUUUUUCCACACACACUUAUUUCAGCGUAAGCAUUUCACAAGUUACAACUACAUGACCACAUUGCUCCGGGAGGAAGUGAGGGGUAAAGAGUUGUACACAGUCGCGUAAGGCAUAAGCAUGGAGCAUAUCAACCAUUAUCAUCACAAACGAUAAACUAUUCAGCGAGCAACCACGCCGUUGAUUAAUAGAUGUGAGAGAAGAAAUAUAUUGUUGUUUGCAAACCGUUUUACGUCGUGUGACGUUAGUCACUGCAAAAAUAUGAUACUGUGGCUGUGGACUAGGAAAUAUUAUCUUUAAAUACUCCAAUAAGGAUACAGCUGUAGUCUGCAGCGGCUCAAGAUCAGUCACGAAAAAUAUUUAUCACCGAAACUAUUGUUCCAGUCAUAUCACAGAUUUAUUAUUAUUGCUGAGUGGUCUUUUUAAUCAGUAUGUUUGUGUCAAUGUGAUAGCAAACAGAUUAUGCUUUGCUUCAACAUAUAGCACGGAAAAUUACAAUGGUCAUUCAUAAAAAAAUGCAAGAAUCUAAAGAAUUAUUUAUCAAUAGAUGAAUUGUGAAGAUCAUCAGCAAGAAGUUUCAAACCUCUGAAUAACUACCUCAGUUGAGUCGACUUAAAUAUAUUGACAAGAUGGUUCAGCAAAGGAUUCCUGGAUUAAAUGGUCACUGCGGUGGUCGUCGAUUUGUGCUGACGUUAGCAACAGGAAUGAUAUUCGGAUUCUUCUCAGCGUGUCUUUUAAUUACUGCUACCAAAGAUGUGCCACAUAUUUUAAACUGGAUGCCAGGAAGGUCUAGUCUCAGAGAUCCUCAUCAUUAUUCAGAGCUGGAUAAUGAGCUAGGACCAAAUGUAGAUGUAACCUUCCAUGGAAAUGACGAAGAUUUUCACAAAGGUGAAGACAAAGUUGCUCAAGAAAUGGCCAAAAAAGUUCGGGUCCUCUGCUGGGUGAUGACUAACCCCAAAAAUCAUCAAACCAAAGCUAGACAUGUGAAAGCGACGUGGGGAAAACGUUGCAAUAUUCUUUUAUUUAUGAGUUCUGCACCAGAUUUAACAUUGCCAACUGUAGUUUUGUCAGUGAAAGAAGGCCGAGAUAAUUUAUGGGCUAAAACCAAAGAGGCUUUCAAAUACUCCUAUGAACAUUAUAAGGACGAAGCCGAUUGGUUUAUGAAAGCUGAUGACGAUACAUACGUGAUAGUUGAGAAUUUACGAUACAUGCUAUCCUCAUACAAUCCUUCGUCUCCACUGUACUUCGGCUGUCGCUUCAAGCCGUUUGUGAAGCAAGGCUACAUGAGUGGUGGAGCUGGAUACGUCCUCAGUAGAGCGGGCUUAGAAAAAUUCAUAGAAGAGGCCUUGCCAGACAAGACCAAGUGUCGUCAAGAUCCCGGCGGAGCCGAAGACGUCGAGAUGGGAAAAUGCUUAGAGAAUGUCGGGGUGAAAGCGAUGGACACCAGAGACCCCCAUGGAAGAGGGAGAUUCUUCCCGUUUGUGCCAGAGCACCACUUGAUUCCCAAUCACGUUGACAAAAGUUUCUGGUACUGGAAGUACAUAUACUACAAUACCAAGGACGGUUUAGAUUGUUGCUCAGACAGUGCCGUGUCAUUUCAUUACGUCUCGCCAAAUAUGAUGUAUGUUUUGGAGUACUUGAUUUAUCAUUUAAGACCCUACGGUAUCACGCACAAGGUUCAAGAUACCGAAAGUGUAUCGCCAUCCGUGAAACCAACUUUUAGCAUCACGGAGUCCUAGUCUUUAAUUAGUAGUUAUAAGAAUCAGUGAUUUCAAUAUACUUUUUCAAAGAUGUGAAUAGUGAGUUAUUGAAAAUAUAAUGCUAGUCAGCUGCUAAUAUUAAUUUUAAGAACUUUCACGUAUGAGUGAUACUUUCUAGUAGUAUUAAGUAUGUUUUUAAUCGGGUUUAGAAAUAUCUUGCGGCACACAGGGCACAAUAAUUGCUGGAAAAAUAUUCAUUUUAACAAUCAAUGUUGGCUGAUUUUUUAUGAUAAAAAAAUAAGAUUACAGGAUGGCGAUUGAAAUUUUUUGACUGUUUAAAAAAAACUUUUUUAUGAAUGCUAUGAUUACUUGUAAAAAAAAAAAAUUAUUGUGAAGUCUUUAAAUAAAAGUAGAAUUUUGUAAAUUCAAUAAAUUAAUAUAUACCAAUAUUCUAAUUAAAACUAUUGUUUAACAAGAUAUUCAUU